AAGCAAAGGAAAGUAGUUAUGAUAGGAGUAACAACGGCGCAAAUAUAUACUCAUUAGUUAUGCUGGAAAACGACUCCUUAUAACUGAGCCAUGCAGAGCGAAGGAACAUCUCAUGCCGAAUGAAGGGAUAGACAAUCGAGAAAAACUGGUGUAAUUCAUAUUCGAAGGCUUUCAGGGAUUCUUUUUUUUUUACGUGCUCAUGUCUAAGAUGGGUUAUUAUGUGGUGAAAUCCCACAUAUACUUUAUUGUUAUCUAGCCACUAUUUUACGAAAUAUAUCGCAAACAUCGACAAAAGAGACUCUGCUUUUGAAAUUCUGCUCUAUCUCAGGGGUAAGGGUGUGAACCCUGUCACUCACCCUGUCAAGAGGUUUCCCAAGCCCAACGCGCGCCAAGCUAGAACAUAACAGUCCUGUGUUGGCAGAUUUUUUCUUUUAUGUGAGAAUACCAAGUAUUAGUAGUAGUAACGAAAGCGUGCUAUCACAUCAACAUCCGCUUUUAUUCUAGGAUAGCCUAACUUGUGGGAUGGCUUAGUAUGGGGCACGCCUGAAAUACUACAAGCACUUAUUCUAUUGCCCAACAGUAUCGGAAGGAUGAAUUGAGACGGUGGGAUGCUUUCCUUAUACAUACAUACAUUUAAUAACUUCGUGUAUUGCUGGAACCUCUAAUACGCCAUGUAAGGGAUUUGAAGCAUUUUUUUUUCUUGAAUAUACUUAACUCCUUCCUUUAUAAAGGCGGCAAACACGCGCGCUUUGUCCUUUUACAACGUUUCUGCUUUCACACACGUAAAGACUGGGGCACAUGGUUUUUUUUCCCAUAACUAUCAUUUAUGAUUGCUCGUUUCUACAAUACGUGAUAGUUGAGUUCUAUAUGUGCAUGUUCACUCACGGGAUAUUAGGAGUAGUGGUAAUGCAAAUACAUUUCCCACGAUCCAAAAUGAAUUGAAUGGGGUAUGGAGGGCCUCAAGUUUCAGCUUCCUCUUGAUCAUUACUCACACUUAGUAACUGACUUUAAUACAUUUCGCACAAAAGUUUCCUCAUCAGUGUCGAUAAUUAUUUAUCCUAGAUUAAUUAAGAGCGACGCACUGAAUCCUCCACUUAUUAUCCAGUUUUAUUUCGUUCUUUUAUUAAUAUACAACAAAAGGUCAUUUUAUUACCGUUCGACAUGUCUUCUGCUCGCCAGAAUGUCAGGGGAUUUUGCUUUUCUGGGGUUGCCAUUGAUGAAAGAACUAAGUAUAUUGUGAACGUCUGUGGGAACGACGCUUUGGAGAAGCCGUUGGCAAAGAACAUGACCCCUGUUCCUGAGCAAUACCUAGAUGAGAGAGGAAUAGAUAAUUUAAUUAUUCCUAUUUCUGUUAGUGAUCCUUUGAAGCUAUCGGCUUCCGAUUAUGACUAUUGCAUAGAUGUUGUUGUACAUUCGUCUGUAGUGAGUCGAUGCCGUAAAGAGCAUCCCUUGUUUGAGCACUUUAUUUCUAGGCUUAUUGAGCUCUCCGUUGAAUGGAUCCAGAAGGAAUGUGGUGCUGUCGUGCAGCUGAAAACUUGCAAACCUAGAGAUCUGAAUUUGUUUAUCCCUAAGGGGACUUCAACUGGAGCUCCAGAUCCUCUCAUCGAGCUCAAACGCGCUGCGGAGGCUUUAUCUAUUGCAAGCCAAAAGAUGGCAUCAUCAGAAGACAAUGAAAAUAUUCCAAUACCUGACAGCUUGCAUUGCGGAGCAACCUCCAAGGGUACCAAAGGGAGUUCCCCACUUAUACAGGAGGUGAUUUCCAAUAAGGGCGUGCAGAAAGGAUUCCUGCUGCAACCGAAAGGACGAUUAUAUGGUGAAGGAGGAUCAUCUGAGGGGGAAGGAAAGGUGUAUGAUCAGUUAAGCCACAUUCCGGAGUCGUUGCGGAAGCGAUGUAAAGUUGUUAAUGCAAGUGAGUUGAGCUCGAGUAUUGCGAAUGUCACUCCAGCAGCACCUGCACCUCGUCCUUCACCCCGUCAUAUCGAUCCACUUAGCAAACCAGCACGGGAAUGGAAGCUAUUAUCUUUAGAUCAUGCGGAAAAUCACGUUACCGUACGGUUAAAGCCCUCCGACGCGAUCCUGCGAUUGGCGGAGGUCGAUCUGUCUGUGACCAAACAAGCCAUCGACGUGGAUUCUUACCAUGUUGAUUUACCGUGCAUGGUUGAUAUGGAUAACGUCAAAGCGAAAUACAUAAAAUCAUCCAAUGUAUUGUUAUUAACUUGUAGUGUUCUAAAAAACUCUGCAUGA
This is a messenger RNA of Phytomonas sp. EM1, 2244 nucleotides long. Lineage: Eukaryota; Euglenozoa; Kinetoplastea; Trypanosomatida; Trypanosomatidae. The record is from the annotation of a GenBank genome assembly.